Dromiciops gliroides (monito del monte) is the source of this 3262-nucleotide messenger RNA. RefSeq names its product G protein-coupled receptor 45 (gene GPR45). The record is from RefSeq and is a predicted model, not a curated record. Gene Ontology annotation, biological process: G protein-coupled receptor signaling pathway. Gene Ontology annotation, molecular function: G protein-coupled receptor activity. Lineage: Eukaryota; Metazoa; Chordata; Mammalia; Microbiotheria; Microbiotheriidae. Gene Ontology annotation, cellular component: membrane. Bases 536 to 1657 code for a protein of 373 amino acids. The transcript has 4 exons.
AGCUGCCGGCUGUAUAAACAGCACUCUUUGUCUCCUGAUCCUGGACAACCCCCACCCCCCCUCCCACCUUCGCUGAUAUCCUGUACAUGUGUGAACUCUGGCUGUGGUAGCAGGACCAAGGCAGUUCCUGAACAGAGUCCAUCAGUAAUGGGCAUUCAUCUCCAUCAAUAAGAAGAGGAUCCCAUGUAGUACUACGAGUACUACAUAUUCAGACACAGGAAUGAGAAGGUUUUAUAAUGCAUAUGAUGUAGAUAAAUAGUCACAGUUCCCAGGAGAGAAUGGAAUGGAGGCUACAAUCAAUUGUCACCAAAAAGAAUCUUGCGAGUCGAUGAUUUGUGAAUAUCACUUCCCAACUAGCCUUUCAUGUAUGAAACAGAACCUCCCCAAAGACUUUGCUUUUAUCUUUUAAGGCCUAACAGAGACCUAUAGGUGUGCCACCAAACAAUGCAUCUAACAGAUCAAAAAUGGCAGCUGCCACUGUGUUAAUGGUAACCCUUUCCACCAUUGUUAGCCUGCCAAAAAAUUUUUCUCAGUGAUGGCUUGCAAUAGUACUUCCAUUGAGACUUAUGAUUCCCUCUUGUUGAAUAUGAGCAGCCUGUCCCCAGCAUCCAGUUCUGUGGUUUUGUCCACCCCACUCAGGAUUCUGUUGGCACUAGUCAUGAUGCUAAUGAUUGCCGUUGGAUUCCUGGGCAAUGCCAUUGUCUGCCUCAUUGUGUACCAGAAGCCUGCCAUGCGUUCAGCCAUCAAUCUGCUCCUGGCAACAUUGGCUUUUUCUGAUAUCAUGCUCUCCUUGUGCUGUAUGCCUUUCACGGCAGUCACCAUGAUCACUGUGAACUGGCACUUUGGUGCUCGCUUCUGCCGUAUUUCAGCAAUGCUCUAUUGGUUUUUUGUCUUGGAAGGUGUUGCCAUCCUCCUAAUUAUCAGCGUGGACCGCUUCCUCAUCAUUGUCCAGCGCCAGGACAAACUGAAUCCCCGAAGGGCCAAAGUGAUGAUCGCAAUCUCCUGGGCUCUGUCAUUUUGUAUUUCAUUUCCCUCCCUGGUGGGCUGGACUUUUGUGGAAGUGCCCACCCGGGCUCCUCAGUGUGUGCUGGGUUACACAGAGUUUCCAGCAGAUAGGGCUUAUGCUGUGGUACUAGUGGUUGCAGUUUUCUUUGUGCCAUUCAGCAUCAUGCUCUAUUCCUAUUUAUGUAUCCUAAAUACUGUUCGCAGGAAUGCCAUCAGGGUCCAUAACCACACUGAGAGUCUUUGCCUGAGCCAGGUGAGCAAGCUAGGGCUGAUGGGCCUCCAGCGGCCACACCCACUGAAUAUUGACAUGAGCUUCAAAACUAGGGCUUUCUCUACUAUCUUGAUCCUCUUCGUUGGUUUCUCCUUCUGUUGGCUGCCUCAUACCAUAUUCAGUCUCCUCUCUGUGUUUAGCCGGAAGUUUUACUACAGCUCUUCUUUCUAUAUCACCAGUACUUCUGUUCUGUGGCUUAGUUACCUCAAGUCUGUCUUCAACCCUGUCAUCUACUGCUGGAGAAUCAAGAAAUUCCGUGAAGCUUGCAUUGAGUUUCUGCCCAAAACAUUCAAGAUCUUCCCCAAAGUGCCUGGACGGACAAGGAGAAGAAUCCAUCCAAACACCAUCUAUGUUUGCACUGAGCAUCAGUCAGCAGUUUAAGGAAGAACCAGGCAGAAAAGACCUCACAACUGGGCUAGAAAUUUAGCUUUUGCUCUUAGCAUCUAACAGUGAUAGCAGGUUGGCUGCCUUUUGUGGUUAGUGUUAUGUCCUGAGUCUUCAUUAGUUAUUCAGCUAAAUGACCCACUGCCCCAAAUUGGGGAAGGAUACCAUUCAACAAAUUCAAUUCAAUUCAAUAAACCUAUGUUGAGCACCCACUGUGUGCAAGACAUUGUGGUAGACACUGGAGGGGGAACACAGAUCAUUUUGUGGUAGAAUGAAGAGAGUCCUAGAUCUGGAGAAAGAGGACCUGAGUUCAAAUUCUGAUUUUCCAAGCAGUAUGACUUUGGGAAAGUCAUUUAACUCUCUGGGCCUCAAUUUCCUUAUCUAUGAAAUCAGAGGGUUGGACUAGAUCAGGGCUCCUUAAGCUUUUUCCACUCAUGAUCUCUUUUCACCUGAGACAUUUUUAUGGCAUAUAAGAUAGGUAUACAUAACCUUUUACUGUUGCCAAAUUUUUUGCAACCCCCAUAUUCAGUUAUGUGACCCCCACGUGGGGUCGCAACUCACAAUUUAAGAAGCUUUGGACUAGAUGACCUUCAAGGUCCUUUCUAGUUGUGAAUCUACAAUUUGAUUAAUAAAACAAAGUCCUUGCUCUCAAGGACUUUAUAAUCUGGUAAAAAGCCAAGUGGGGUUACUCAUUCCUUACAAGUAACAUGGUCUGAUAAAAACUUCCAAGUAUUUUAAGAAAGUAUUGUGUGUGUAUGUGUGUUGAGGAGCAAGUAGAUUGUGUUCAGAUGAUUUAGCUUUAUCACCAGAGCCUCUUUCCUAAUAUCCUUGUCCAGAGAAACCCUAUGGUGCCAUAUUGUAAUAAUAUAAAAAUACUUAAGGCAACCAAUCUGGUCAGUAUGAUAUCAAGGUAUUACUUUUCUUUUUAAUUUCAUUUUUCUCCUAUGCAGCACUCAUUGUUGUUUUGAUCUGGAAGAGGAUCAAGCACUCUUAAAUUUGUAUUCAAAAGAUAUUAAUAAAACGUACCCAACUUCUUAUCACUGAUGUAGUAUCCAUUUUCAAGAGUUGCCAUAUUGUAUACAUUUACAAACCAAUACCUAGUUGAGUAGCAAAUACAGCCUUUUAGCUUUCUACUUAGAUCAGUCAACAAACAUUUAUUACUACUGUGGCCAGGCACUGUGUUAGGUACAAAUACAAAGAAUGAAAUAAUUUGUAUUCAGUUCCUGAUACACAAUGGUCUUUAAGUCAUAGAAUCUAUCCUAGUGAGGCAGCUUCUUACUUGCUUUAUCUGAAUACUCAUGCACAUACCAUAAUGCCUUUCUCUCCACUUGACCAUAUGGAAGGUGUGGAUAGCACAACGAAUUUUUUUCUGGUUUUGUUUUUCAUUCAAAUAUUUUAUUUUUUUCCAGUUACAUGUAAAAAAGUUUUUAAACAUUUAAAAAAUUUUUUUGAGUUUCAAAUUCUCUCCCUCCCACCCUUACUCCCUCAUUAAGGGAAGAAAUUUCAUAUAGGUUAUAGAUGUGCAGUCAUGUAAAACAUAUUUUCAUAUCAGUCAUAUUGUGAAAGAGACCACAGACCAAAAAGAAAACAAGAAAAAGAAAG